Molecule: messenger RNA, 1039 nt
Organism: Rhinopithecus roxellana (golden snub-nosed monkey)
Lineage: Eukaryota; Metazoa; Chordata; Mammalia; Primates; Cercopithecidae
Gene: SNAP29
Product: synaptosome associated protein 29
Exons: 5
Coding region: 124-900 (258 amino acids)
Biological process (GO): synaptic vesicle fusion to presynaptic active zone membrane; synaptic vesicle priming; exocytosis
Cellular component (GO): plasma membrane; SNARE complex
Molecular function (GO): SNAP receptor activity; syntaxin binding
Source: RefSeq, a predicted model, not a curated record
CGCGCGACGCGCGGAAGGAGUUCGCGCGACGAUCGCGGGGUCGGAGGGCGGGGCGAGGCCCUGGACGGCGGCGGAGGUGGUGCUCCUCCGUUUCUUUCUCAGACCGAGAGCCGCUCCGGCAUCAUGUCAGCUUACCCUAAAAGCUACAAUCCGUUCGACGACGACGGGGAGGACGAAGGCGCCCGGCCGGCCCCUUGGAGGGACGCCCGGGACCUCCCCAACGAGCCCGACGCGCCAGCGGACAGGCAGCAGUACUUGCGGCAGGAGGUGCUCCGCAGGGCUGAGGCCACGGCCGCCAGCACCAGCAGGUCCCUGGCCCUCAUGUACGAGUCCGAGAAGGUUGGGGUCGCCUCUUCCGAGGAGCUCGUCCGUCAGCGAGGAGUCCUGGAGCGCACAGAGAAGAUGGUGGACAAGAUGGACCAAGAUUUGAAGAUCAGCCAGAAACACAUCAAUAGCAUUAAGAGCGUGUUUGGGGGGCUCGUCAAUUACUUCAAAUCCAAACCAGCAGAGACCCCACCUGAACAGAAUGGCACCCUCGCCUCCCAGCCCAACAGCAGAUUGAAAGAAGCCAUAAGUACAAGUAAAGAACAGGAAGCAAAGUACCAGGCCAGCCACCCAAACCUUAGAAAGCUGGAUGAUACAGACCCUGUCCCCAGAGGGGCUGGUUCUGCUGUGAGUACCGAUGCUUACCCAAAGAACCCACACCUUCGAGCCUAUCACCAGAAGAUCGACAGCAACCUAGAUGAGCUGUCCAUGGGACUGGGCCGUCUGAAGGACAUAGCCCUGGGGAUGCAGACGGAAAUUGAGGAGCAAGAUGACAUUCUUGACCGGCUGACAACCAAAGUGGACAAGUUAGAUGUCAACAUAAAAAGCACAGAAAGAAAAGUUCGACAACUCUGAAGACAAGACGGAUUUUUACUCUAUUGUGAUGAAAAGAUUUAAAAGAGCUUUUUUUGAACUUCCAAGAAAUUUCAUUUACUAUUUUAGUAUGUAAAUUAAUGUGUGUUUGCAAAUGAUAUAAUAGAGUAGGUCUUAAGAC